This is a messenger RNA of Drechmeria coniospora, 2280 nucleotides long. RefSeq names its product Transient receptor potential domain containing protein. Gene Ontology annotation, biological process: fungal-type cell wall biogenesis; transmembrane transport. The transcript is spliced from 2 exons. The record is from RefSeq and is a predicted model, not a curated record. Lineage: Eukaryota; Fungi; Ascomycota; Sordariomycetes; Hypocreales; Ophiocordycipitaceae. The coding region runs from base 1 to 2280 and encodes 759 amino acids.
AUGGCUCGCUCUGAUUCGGCGCCGACCAUCCGGAUAGCCGCCGUGGUUCUCGCAUUUCUGGCGACGAGAACAUGGGCCUCCCAGAUCCUCAAGACGGACGGCUUCAGUGAUUGCGGCACUGAUGCCAGCGUCAAGGUCGAAAAGCUUGACAUCAGCUACGACAACAACAACAAGACGGUGAGCUUUGACGUCGCCGGCUUCAGCAGCAAGGAACAGAAUGUCACCGCCGUUCUCACCGUAAAUGCGUACGGAAACCAGGUCUACACAAAGUCUUUCAACCCCUGCGACAAGGCCAAUUUUGUCCAGCGUCUAUGUCCCGUUCCCACCGGAAGCUUUGCCGCCAGGGGAAGUCAGCAAAUCCCCUCUCAGUUUGCCGACAUGGUCCCCGCCAUUGCCUUCCAGGUUCCCGACAUUGCUGCCCAGGCGACGCUGCAGCUGAACAGUCUCGAGGAUGGAAAGAAGGUCGUCUGCCUCCAGUCUCAGGUCUCCAACGGAAAGACAGCGAACGUGCCGGCGGUCCAGUACAUCGCAGUUGGCGUUGCCGGUGCAGCCCUAGUCUUGACUGGAGCCUCUGCAGUCGGUGCGGCGUUGUCUGGUGGUGCAGCGUCGGGUGGGGGAGUCGGCACCAUCUCUCCCUCCUUCACCGAAGUUCUUGGCUGGUUCCAGGGCAUGGCAAUGAAUGGCAUGCUGUCUGUCAACUACCCACCUAUAUACCGCAGUUUCACCAAGAACUUCGCCUUCUCCACGGGUAUUGUCCCAUGGGUUGGCCUCCAAUCCGCCAUCGACAGCUUUCGAGCCAGCACUGGCGGCAACCUAACCUACAACAACGUCCAAUAUCUCAAAAACGCAACGUUGGUCUUUGCCGACGGUUCCACCGCCAGUCCUAACCAGGGUCUUUCGAGGGCGAGGCGUGACUUGACCAACCCUCUCGCCUUGGCGACUCGUGCAAUCGAAACCUCCGUCGGCAGCUCUACGAACAGCUCGGGCUCGGCCCAAAACUCUACUGGUUUUCAGCACACCGUCAAAGGCAUCCAGGCUUACGCAGAGCAGCUCGCCGUGCCCAAGUCCAACAUAUUCAUGACUGCUCUGCUCAUUGUCGCCAUUGUCAUCGCAGCCAUUGCCCUCGGAAUUUUGCUUCUAAAGCUUAUUUUGGAAUUCUGGGCUCUCUUCGGCACCUUUCCCCAGUCACUCGCUGGCUUCCGCAAGCACUACUGGGGGUCCAUUGCCCGCACCAUAACAUCUCUCAUCCUGAUCCUCUACGGCAUCUGGGUGCUCUACUGCAUCUUCCAAUUCACCCAUGGCGAUUCGUGGGCAUCCAAGAUCCUAGCGGCCGUCACACUUGCCAUUUUCACCUCAAUUCUCGCCUUUUUCUCAUGGAAGAUUUGGAGCAUGGCAAGGAAGCUGAAGAAUCAAGACGGUGACACCAGUGCUUUGUACGAAGAUAAGAAGAUCUGGGUCAAGUACUCCCUCUUCUACGACUCGUACAAGAAAGAUUACUGGUGGAUGUUCGUGCCCAUCAUUGCGUACAUGUUCGCCAAAGGCUGCGUUCUCGCAGCCGGAGACGGCCAUGGCAUGACGCAAGCCAUUGCCCAGCUCGCGAUUGAGGCCAUAAUGCUUAUCCUUCUGCUCUGGAGCCGCCCGUUUGAGCGCAAGUCUGGCAACAUAAUCAACAUAGUCAUCGCCGUUGUCCGCGUUCUCUCCAUUGCCUGCAUCUUGGUUUUCGUCGAGCGAUUCGGUGUUAAGCAAUCGACUCAGACCGUUGCCGGCGUCGCUUUGAUAGCCGUUCAGUCGGCACUGACUGGUAUCCUUGCGAUAUUGAUUGCUUGGAAUGCCAUAAACGUUUGCUGCAAGGCCAACCCACACCGCAAGCGCAGAAAGGAGAUGGAGGCACUUCAACGCGACAUGGACAAUCUCACACCACUCGACGCGAGAAAUUCGCUGCUCCUUGGCCCGGGACGAAGCACGAAGGGAUCCAUGUCCUCCACGUCGAGCGGGUUGAAGGAUUUGUCACCAGGCUUUUCAAACUCUCCCGAGCGAUACUACUCGAUGGGAGAGGCGAUGCAACCUCCCCCUGCGCCGUCAGGAGGACCCUUGUAUCGACCACUGACGCCGACGAGAUUGCAAGAGACUCAUAAUCUGGUGGAAAACGCGGCGCCAAUAGGAAUGGGGGGGCCGCAGCCGUUGCUACCGACUGUGGAGAGGGACUAUAGGGGAACGUAUGGGAGGGGAUUCAGCAGUGACCAAGGCAACAGAUCUGGGUACCACCGAUACAAUAACUGA